Sceloporus undulatus (fence lizard) is the source of this 858-nucleotide messenger RNA. Its product is annotated as C-factor-like. The transcript is spliced from 6 exons. The coding region runs from base 45 to 821 and encodes 258 amino acids. NCBI's taxonomy places the organism in Eukaryota, Metazoa, Chordata, Lepidosauria, Squamata, Phrynosomatidae. The record is from RefSeq and is a predicted model, not a curated record.
GGAAGGAAACCAGCAGCUGGAGGUGACCAAAGGAGCCGGCAGCCAUGGAGGGGUUUCGUCCUCGGAGUGUCUUCGUGACGGGCUCCGACCGGGGUCUCGGCCUGGGGAUGGUGGAGCGCUUCCUGGAGAUGCCCGAUCCCCCCGAGUGGGUCUUCGCCACCAGCCGCGACCUGGACAGCCCUGAAGGCAAGAUGCUGCAGAGGAUGGCUUCACAGCAUCCAAACCUGGUGGUGCUCCAACUUGAUAUCAGGGACCUGAAGAGCAUAGAGGCCGCUGUCCAGAAGGUCAAGGAACAUGUGGAAGAAAAUGGGCUGACACUGCUCAUAAACAAUGCUGCCAUUUUGAUCAAAUUCACCACUUUGGCAAAUGAAACCAUCAAGAACAUGACCGAUGUCUACCUCACAAACACCAUUGGGACCUUGCAAGUCGCCCAGGCCUUCCUCCAUUUGCUGAAGAAAGCGGCCCUGAAAAGCCCCCAAAGGGAAGGGCUGAGCUGCAGCAAGGCCGCCAUCAUCAACAUCUCCAGUGACUUUGCUUCCCUGGAAAAAAUGUCUGGUUGGCAUCUCUCUCAAGUCAUCUCCUACCGCUGCAGCAAGACUGCAGUGAACAUGCUGACCCGGUGCCAGUCCUUGGAGUACAAGCCGCUUGGGAUUUUCGCCAUGUCCAUCCAUCCUGGCUGGGUGAAAACGUCCAUGGGGACAAUGCUGGUCCCACAAACCGUGGCAGAGAGUUCCUCUGGGAUCGUGAAAGUGCUUUCCUCCAUGACGGAAAAGGACACAGGCUCCUUCAUUGACUGGGAGGGCAACGUUGUCCCUUGGUGAAGCAAAGGAGUUGCAGGCAAUGGACGCUGGAAAGCUC